AUGAACGCUCCAUCCAUCAGACAGAUCUGCCUUUUGUGUUUGCUUUGGUGCUUCUGCUGCUCGACAGACGCCAGUUCAUACAGAGACUGGGAAGAUGGACUUCAGUUCCGAUCGGUUCGAGAUCUGCAGGACCAGGACGUGAGCGGCGUUUUGUGGAGAGAUUCCAACGAGGAACAAGUGCAAAAUGUUUUCAAAAGAUUCCUGUUCCAGUAUUCCAAAGCUCGGAACUCUGUGGGAUCACUGCCUCCAGAGGAGAGUCUGCACAGACCGGACUCGUCCUGGUCUUGGAGGAGAGUCUCCACAGACCGGACUCUUCCUGGUCCUGGAGGAGAAUCUCCACAGACCGGACUCUUCCUGGUCCUGGAGGAGAGUCUGCACAGACCGGACUCGUCCUGGUCUUGGAGGAGAGUCUCCACAGACCGGACUCUUCCUGGUCCUGGAGGAGAAUCUCCACAGACCGGACUCUUCCUGGUCCUGGAGGAGAGUCUCCACAGACCUCGUCCUGGUCUUGGAGGAGAGUCUCCACAGACCGGACUCGUCCUGGUCCUGGAGGAGAGUCUCCACAGACCGGACUCGUCCUGGUCCUGGAGGAGAGUCUCCACAGACCGGACUCGUCCUGGUCCUGGAGGAGAGUCUCCACAGACCGGACUCGUCCUGGUCUUGGAGGAGAGUCUCCACAGACCGGACUCGUCCUGGUCUUGGAGGAGAGUCUCCACAGACCGGACUCGUCCUGGUCUUGGAGGAGAGUCUCCACAGACCGGACUCGUCCUGGUCCUGGAGGAGAGUCUCCACAGACCUGACUCUUCCUGGUCCUGGAGGAGAGUCUCCACAGACCUCGUCCUGGUCUUGGAGGAGAGUCUCCACAGACCGGACUCGUCCUGGUCCUGGAGGAGAGUCUCCACAGACCGGACUCGUCCUGGUCCUGGAGGAGAGUCUCCACAGACCGGACUCGUCCUGGUCUUGGAGGAGAGUCUCCACAGACCGGACUCGUCCUGGUCUUGGAGGAGAGUCUCCACAGACCGGACUCGUCCUGGUCCUAGAGGAGAGUCUCCACAGACCAGACUCGUCCUGGUCCUGGAGGAGAGUCUCCACAGACCGGACUCGUCCUGGUCUUUGAGGAGAGUGCUGUGGUUUCUUUGGUUUCAUGAUGUAUUCACUGCUCCCACAGCUCUGUGUCCAGCACUUAAAUCACUCCGUUCACCCGCUCAUGCGACUCUCUCCAAAACUUGCCCAAAGAAGAAAGAAGAAAGUGGUUCUUUUGAUCAGGGCCCUGCCGGAGGACAUACUGUAAGAGGAGGGAGAAGAGAAGAAGGAGAAGAAGGAGAAGAAGAAGGAGAAGAAGCCACAGAGUUCCACAGAGAGAUUGAAGCGGACACAGGACCAGCCUCGGCCGGAGCCACAGCCUGA
Messenger RNA from Knipowitschia caucasica, 1407 nucleotides. Lineage: Eukaryota; Metazoa; Chordata; Actinopteri; Gobiiformes; Gobiidae. The record is from the annotation of a GenBank genome assembly.